UCUGACAGGCCAUGCCAAAGUUGAUAGAACCCAUUAGCCAGUUGAUUGAAAAGCAUCCCAAUAAAGUUCAAUUGACACUGACAGCUAUUGCUGCUUCUGUUCUGACAGCUUCUAGUAUACUCGCUUAUCAAGCCAAUGAACGACGAUCGAGAGCUAAGACGCUCAAACAAGAACUCAAAGAAGCCGAACUUCGCAGUACGAUCGAUUUGACACCUGUAGGCACUGUGGAUGCAGGACAACCCACUUUAUUCUAUAACCAACAGGUUAUUGAAGAUCAGUUGUCUAAAAACACAGCCUUUUUGGGAAAAGAAGGCACGCGUCGAUUACGGGAUGCAUUUGUGAUUGUCGUGGGUGCAGGUGGUGUAGGAUCAUGGGCUGCCUUGAUGCUGCUACGUUCGGGCGUGAAGCGUAUUCGAGUGAUCGAUUUUGACCAAGUCACACUCAGUAGUCUAAAUCGUCAUGCUGUGGCUACUUUAGAGGAUGUAGGCACACCUAAAGUACGUUGUAUCAAGCAUCAUUUUGAAAAAAUUGCUCCUUUUGUUCAAGUAGAAGAUUGUAUUGAUUUACUUAGUGCUGAUAAUGUGGACACAUUAUUAGGAGGUCAUCCUGAUUAUGUGGUGGAUGCGAUUGAUAAUAUCAACACAAAGAUUGAUUUGAUCCAGUACUGUCAUGAUCAUCAAUUGCCUGUCAUUAGUUCCAUGGGUGCUGGCGCCAAAGCAGAUCCUUCUCGUAUUCAAAUAGCAGAUAUCAGCGAAACAUUUGAGGAUCCCCUUGCACGCACCGUCAGACAGAGACUCAAGAAACUCAAUAUCCUCAAAGGCAUCCCAGUUGCUUAUUCAACAGAAAAACCCCAUCAUGUGAAACUGUUACCUUUAGAAGAAGAAAAGAUUCAAGACAGAGAUGAAUAUGCUACUUUACCUGACUUCAGAGCACGUAUUUUACCUGUCUUAGGUACUAUUCCGAGUAUGUUUGGUAUGGCUAUUGCCAACUAUAUCAUUUUGCGUAUUGCUGAAUAUCCUGAUUUUGAUCCACUUGCUGUCAAAUUAAGAGAAGGUCUUUAUGUUCGAGUUCAUCGCGAAUUAUUGACUCGAGAAAACAAAGUGUUCAAACAAAAAGUCUGUGCUUUGGAUCCUAAAGAUGUUGCCUAUCUCUUUGAAGAAGUGUGGCAUGGUAAAAGUGUUAUUUCAGGUCCUAAUGACAAACUGGCCCUGACAAGAUGGGAUAAAUCAAAACCUAUAAGUCAUUUGAAUGCUGUCUGUAUGACAAGACAAGAAGCCAAUCUGCAUGAUCAAUUGCCUGAAGAAACAGACCUGAAAGCUUAUUAUGGACCUGUGUUUGACUAUGUGACACAUCGUUUUGAACAAGAACAAAAGAGACAGCGUAUUUGGCAUCAUGUAUUGUAAAAAAUAAAAUAAAAUAAAGUCCGCGUUUUUCUUUC
Molecule: messenger RNA, 1438 nt
Organism: Gilbertella persicaria
Lineage: Eukaryota; Fungi; Mucoromycota; Mucoromycetes; Mucorales; Choanephoraceae
Exons: 4
Coding region: 12-1403 (463 amino acids)
Biological process (GO): cyclic threonylcarbamoyladenosine biosynthetic process
Cellular component (GO): mitochondrial outer membrane
Molecular function (GO): ubiquitin-like modifier activating enzyme activity; tRNA threonylcarbamoyladenosine dehydratase activity
Source: RefSeq, a predicted model, not a curated record